This is a messenger RNA of Erigeron canadensis, 1219 nucleotides long. RefSeq names its product myb-like protein X. The record is from RefSeq and is a predicted model, not a curated record. The coding region runs from base 1 to 1080 and encodes 359 amino acids. Lineage: Eukaryota; Viridiplantae; Streptophyta; Magnoliopsida; Asterales; Asteraceae. The transcript has a single exon.
AUGUUUAGGCAGUCACCACGUAACAACGGGCGUAACAAAGGGGUGAAAGUAAAGUAUGUUGUGCAGAUAUCUUUGUUGCUUGGUGUGAGCAUAUGGCUGCUUUACCAAGUCCAUCAUUCUGAUGACAAGAAAGUAUCGGUCACAACGAAUAAUGUCAGCAAGCUAAGGGAUGUUACUCUAGGGAGGAAAGGUCUUCGUCCCAAAGUGAAGGAAACAGACAACGUAAAUGAUGGGAAGGAAACCGAAGAACGUGAGUCAGAUGAAAAAGAAGAUGAAGAGAUUGGUCAUCAUAUGGAAAGUGAAGAGAGUGAGGAUAGGGAACACGAGGAAGUUGGGGAGAACGAGCGUGUAGAUGAUCAUGAUGAGAGCGAAGAAAAUGACGAUGGUGAUGUAAAGAAGAAAAAAAGGGGGAAUGAACGGUUUAAGAAUGAAAAAAUUCAAAUUGAACGUGAAGGUAAGAAUAGGGAGGAUCGUGGCAGUAAGAAAGAGGCGACAAAAGAAGAAAAGGCAGGCGAAAAGAGUGGAGAACAAGAACAAGGAAAUAAGGAGAAUAAAAAAGAAAACAGGAAAUUUAAUGUAAGCAAAGAGGGCAAAAAGAAAGAUGAGGGUGGAAAGAAGGAGAUGAAAGUGCACAAAAUUGAUAAGAAAGAGCAUAAACAAAGUGAUGGUGCUGAAGAGAACAAAGGAAAGGUGAACAAAGACAAGAGCAACGAGCAAAACAAAGUUGCGGUUACACAGAAAACUGAGGCAGUGAGUCCCCAUCAGAAAGAGGUAGAAAUCUCAAGUUCAUCAGAGGAUCAUGAUCAGAGUGUAAGAGACGAAAUUGAGAAUGUAGAGAAAGAAAAGGAAAGUGUGGAAGACAAUACAAUCCCAGAUUCAUAUUCGGCACCAUCCUUUGAAUCUGAGACGACAAGCUCAGUAAAGGAUGAUAGUGAUAUAGAAGGACAGGACAAGGAGCAAAUCUCGAAUGAUGAUGUGUCGGUACUAGAAGAAGAGAAGGAUGCUCUUACAGACCUAGGAACAUUGCCUGAGGGUGAAACAGGAGGAAGCAUAAGCCAUGAUGAUGCAGCUACAGAGUAGACUCAUAUCGUUUGUAGUACUUUUUUCCUGCCCAUUUUCAUUCUUUGGUGUUCUUUCACUUUUAAUGGAGUGAAUUGUUGUGUAUCAUUUGAGGUUUUUUUCUUCUUUUUAAUUGCAACCAGUUGUUUUUAACUCACAU